Messenger RNA from Aplosporella prunicola CBS 121167, 1808 nucleotides. RefSeq lists its product as uncharacterized. Lineage: Eukaryota; Fungi; Ascomycota; Dothideomycetes; Botryosphaeriales; Aplosporellaceae. Gene Ontology annotation, molecular function: NAD+ kinase activity. The transcript has 7 exons. The record is from RefSeq and is a predicted model, not a curated record. Gene Ontology annotation, biological process: NAD+ metabolic process; NADP+ biosynthetic process. Bases 50 to 1519 code for a protein of 489 amino acids.
AGCAAUCUUCGAGACCUUUUUCGUGGUCAAAAACACCCUACGGCACAUAAUGGACACCCUGCCCGAGUCCUUUGCCCUGGCGCCUAACGGCAAGCCUGAGAACGAGAACGACGCCGAUGCCACGCCCAGCGAGUGUGACGUCCAGCAUGCUCUUGAAGUGGUCUUCGAUGACCAGGGUGCCCACCGGCGCAAGUCCUCCCUCGUCCCCAGCAUGAACCAGCGACCAAAGCACAUGCGGAAACACACCAACUGCUUUGUCCAUACGCUUCUACAAGAGCACAGGAAUAUCGACUUAACAAGCGCCAACCAUACUCCUAGCGACGAGGGUAUCAGGUCGGAACGGGUUCCUGACAAAAAUCCGGACGGCAACGAUACGGAGGCAGUCCAAUCGCGCUUGCUUACCAAGAAGCAAAUAUCAGAUAUGGCAUUCGGGAUCCGAGAGCUGGCCAAGAAGCUAGCGCACAUAAGGCUGAAAAUGAACGUCCGGAACGUCUUUAUUUUGACGAAAGCGCACGAUGAGCGCCUUAUUGUGAACACGAGGGAGGUAGCGCAAUGGCUGCUUAAACAGGACGCCCAAUACACUGUAUAUGUGGAAGAUACGUUGCGAGACAACAAAAUCUUCGAUGCGGCCGGACUUUGCAAAGAGGAGUCAUCCAAGGGCAAGUUGAGAUUUUGGACCGUGGAACUAUGUCAAACUCGUCCCCAAACUUUUGACAUUGUACUAGCUCUUGGUGGCGAUGGCACUGUACUGUAUGCCAGUUGGUUAUUCCAAAGAAUAGUCCCCCCUGUUCUGGCCUUUUCAUUGGGUUCUCUGGGAUUUCUUACCAAGUUUGACUAUGAGCAUUAUCCGAGCACUCUGAACAGAUCAUUCAAUGAUGGGAUUACCGUCAGUCUACGACUCCGCUUCGAAGGUACCGUCAUGCGGUCCCAGAAGCGCAGGAACAACGACAAUGGACUCAACGACCUCGUAGAAGAGCUUAUUGGGGAAGAGAGCGAGGACAAUCAUACGCAUUAUCCAGAUGGCACUCAUAACAUUCUGAACGACAUUGUCCUGGAUCGUGGCCCAAAUCCGACAAUGUCCUCGAUUGAAGUCUUCGGCGACGACGAGCAUUUCACCAGCGUGCAAGCCGACGGCAUCUGCGUCGCGACUCCUACCGGCUCUACCGCAUACAACCUCGCAGCCGGUGGCUCGCUUUGCCAUCCGGACAACCCAGUCAUGUUACUAACGGCUAUAUGUGCGCACACGCUGUCUUUUCGACCUAUCAUCCUCCCCGACACCAUCGUACUGCGAGCGGGCGUGCCCUACGACGCACGAACCAGCUCCUGGGCAAGCUUCGACGGAAGAGAACGUGUGGAGCUUCAUCCGGGUGACUACGUUACAGUCUCGGCAUCUCGUUUCCCAUUUCCAAGCGUCCUUCCGUUCGAAAGAAGGGGCAAGGACUGGAUCGACAGCAUUUCCAGAACACUCAACUGGAACUCGAGGCAGCGCCAGAAGAGCUUUAAGGAGUGGGAGAAAUAGGCACGAGAAGGGCUUCAAGGAGCGGGAGAAAUAGACACUACCUCAGCAGAGACCUUUCCGAAACGGGAAUUCUCCAUGGAAGGCUCUACAUACUUUGGGCAGAGGUCGGCUUUUUUUUUGUUUAGUCUGCAAGCCCAAUUCCAUCCACGUACUUAGAUACCUUGUUGUUCGAUGAGCAUCCUUGUUAGAAAACAGGCGUAUCCUCACACAGCGUAUCGUCAAAGGCAACUUGCAUUAUAUGGGUGUCUUGUGUGUCAACCGGAAUAUAGAUAAACUUAUGUACACACAU